Molecule: messenger RNA, 1488 nt
Organism: Pipistrellus nathusii (Nathusius's pipistrelle)
Lineage: Eukaryota; Metazoa; Chordata; Mammalia; Chiroptera; Vespertilionidae
Source: the annotation of a GenBank genome assembly
AUGGCGCUGUGGCGCGGCUCUGCGUACGUGGGUUUCCUGGCGUUGGCAGUGGGCUGUGUCUUCCUGUUGGAGCCGCAGCUGCCCCACUCGGCGCUUCACUCCCUUUGGAGCGCGCUGCAGCCUGGGCCCACGUACCCCGGACCCGUCUCCCCAGAGGGCCGGUUGGCCGCCGCUUGGGACGCACUCAUCGUGCGGCCGGCCCAGCGCUGGCGCCGCGUGGCCGUGGGAGUCAAUGCAUGUGUGGAUGUGGUGCUCUCAGGGGUGAAGCUUUUGCAGGCACUUGGCCUGAAUCCUGGGGAUGGGAAAGAUCACUCCAUCCUGCACUCAAGGAAUGAUCUGAAAGAAGCCUUCACUCACUUCAUGGGGAAGGGAGCAGCUGCAGAGCGCUUCUUCGGCGAUAAGGAAACUUUCCAUGAUGUUGCCCAGGUUGCAUCGAAGUUCCCAGGAGCCCAGCACUAUGUAGGAGGAAAUGCAGCUUUAAUUGGACAGAAAUUUGCAGCCAACUCAGAUCUAAAGGUUCUUCUUUGUGGUCCAGUUGGUCCAAAACUGCAUGAACUUCUUGAUGACAAUGUAUUUGUUCCUCCAGAGUCACUGCAAGAAGUGGAUGAGUUCCACCUAAUUUUAGAGUAUCAAGCAGGGGAGGAGUGGGGCCAGUUAAAAGCUCCUCAUGCCAACCGAUUCAUCUUAUCCCACGACCUUUCCAACGGGGCUAUGAAUAUGCUGGAGGUGUUUGUGUCUAGCCUGGAGGAGUUUCAGCCAGACCUGGUGGUCCUCUCUGGAUUGCACAUGAUGGAGGGACAAAGCAAGGAGUUCCAGAGAAAGAGACUCUUGGAGGUUGUGACCUCCAUUUCUGACAUCCCCGUUGGUAUUCCAAUUCACCUAGAGCUGGCCAGUAUGACCAAUAGGGAGCUCAUGAGCAGCAUUAUGCAUCAGCAGGUCUUCCAUGCGGUGACUUCCCUUGGGCUGAAUGAACAGGAGCUGUUAUUUCUUAGCCAGUCAGCAGCUGGACCUCACUCUUCCCUCUCUUCUUGGAGCGGUGUUCCUGAUGUGGGCAUGGUCAGUGACAUCCUAUUUUGGAUCUUGAAGGAACACGGGAAGAGUAAAAGCAGAGCCUCAGACCUCACCAGGAUCCAUUUCCACACGCUGGUCUACCACAUCUUAGCAACUGUAGAUGGACAGUGGGCCAACCAGUUGGCAGCCGUGGCUGCAGGAGCUCGUGUGGCUGGGAUACAAGCCUGUGCUACAGAAACCAUAGAUACCAGCCGAGUGUCCCUGAGAGCACCACAUGAGUUUCUGACUUCCCAUUCAGAGGUAGGUUCUAGGGUCAUAUUCAACCCCGAUGAGCCAGUGAUAGAAUGGCACAGGGAGGGGGUGUCCUUCCACUUCACACCCGUAUUGGUAUGUAAAGAUCCUAUCCGCACUGUGGGCCUUGGAGAUGCCAUUUCAACUGAAGGUCUCUUAUAUUCAGAAGUACACCCUCGCUAUUAG